GUCAGAACCACCACUAUUAUUACUUCCGACCCGAGUUUCUAUGAGACCUUUUUUCCUUCUCUGUACAAUGAAUACCUAGACAUGAUUUGGAGCGACUGGAUAUCGAGCUGAUAUCAGCAUUUCACAUGCGCAGCUCCCCGACACGCUUUGACACCUCUUCUUGAGCCCGGAAUACAACGUGAAGAAGCGCAGUUAAUUCCCAGGAUGAUCUUGAUCAGAAGACUCUGGCUGGUCCCAGCAUUCUUCAUCGCCUGCGUCGUAUAUUACUUAUUCCUACAUACCGGCAGCAAUGUUCAAUCUCCGUCCGUAUCUCCUGGUGGCAGCGCGCCCCUCGGCAAGCUGCACUGGACGAAGCAUCCCGAGAGAUAUCCCAUCACUGACCUUCGAAGUCCACCGGCCGGUCCUAUCCAGAAUAUUCCCAAGAUCCAAUAUGACUUUCAACUGAGGCCGGAGUCUCUGGACGAGAAGAAAACGCGAGAAACCAGACUGGGCGUCGUCAGAGAUGCAUUUAUCCACGCGUGGAACGGGUACAAGAAACACGCAUGGGGUGCAGACGAGGUCGGCCCCAUCAGUGGGACGGCGCGCAUGAGUUUCGGCGGAUGGGGCGCGACACUCGUCGACACCAUGGACACGCUCUGGAUCAUGGACUUGAAGGAAGACUUUGAGCAGUGCGUCGAGGCCGUGAAGAAGAUCGACUUCACGACCAGCCAGGAGGAGAUGAUCAACGUCUUUGAAACCACGAUACGAUACCUCGGCGGAUUCCUCGCCGCGUACGACCUUUCCGACGGUCGGUAUCCUGCCUUGCUGGACAAGGCCCGCGAGCUGGGUGAGAUACUGUACUCGGCGUUCGACACGCCCAACCACAUGCCCAUGGCGCGGUGGCAGUGGCGCGUGACGGCGGUCGGGAAGGAGAUCGAACCCAGCACCAACACUCUGCUCGCGGAGAUUGGCAGUCUGUCGGUCGAGUUCACGCGGCUGAGUCAAGUCACCGGGGACGUGAAGUACUUUGACGUGAUACAGCGGAUAGCGGAGACGAUGGAGUCGGCGCAGAACCAGACCAAGAUCCCGGGCCUGUGGCCGACCAUCGUCAACGCGAAGGCGCUCACGUUCGACGUCAACCACUUCACGAUGGGCGGCAUGGCCGAUUCGACGUACGAGUACCUGCCGAAGCAGUGGAUGAUGCUCGGUGGCCGCGACGGGAAGUACAAGCACAUGUACGAGGAAGCCAUCGAGGCCGCCAAGAGGUACCUCUUCUUCCGGCCGCUCGUGCCCGGCGGCGAGGACCUCCUGUUCAGCGGCAACGCCGGUUUGACGACGCUCGAGACGAUCCCCAUCUCGAGCCUCGAACCUCAGGGACAGCACCUCGCCUGCUUCGUCGGAGGGAUGGUCGGGAUCGGAGCCAAGAUCUUCGGCCGCCCUGACGACCUGCCGGUCGCCCGGAGGCUCGUCGACGGGUGCCUCUGGGCGUACAACUCCAUGCCCUCGGGCCUCAUGCCCGAGACCUUCCACCUCUCCGCGUGCCAGGUCGGCGUCGACCCCCCUCCGCCAGGGAAGUGCGAGUGGACGGACGCGAAGUGGUACGAGGCCGUCUGGAAGAAGAACUCCCCCACCCCGCCGAGGGACGCGACCCCCUCGGAAAUGGGCAAGAAGCUCGUCGACCAGAACCGCCUCGCCGUCGGGUACACGGACCAGGGGGACAAUCGGUACAUUCUUCGCCCCGAGGCCAUCGAGUCCAUCUUCGUACUCUACCGGAUCACGGGCGACAAGAAGCUGCAGGACGCGGCGUGGGCCAUGUUCCAGCGCAUCAACACGGCCACGAAGACGUCCAUCGCCCACGCCGCCGUGAACGACGUGAGGCUUCCGAUGCCCGAGCAGAGCGACCGCAUGGAGAGUUUCUGGCUGGCCGAGACGUUGAAGUAUUUCUACCUCAUCUUCAGUGAACCGUCGGUCGUGGACCUGGACCGGUGGGUUUUGAACACCGAGGCUCACCCUUUGAAGAGACCUACUACCACUUGAGAAAGGCAGAAUCAACGAGGGAUGGGAACGAUUUGACGAGUGACGCCUGUGGAUAUAAGCGUGGACAUUGUUUGCUUUCAUGCCGACUAUUACUACUACCAGUCGCAAAAUGUCCCGAUGAUGAUGUGACGUUCUGUUGAUGACAGCUUGGAGAUUUCUCCAUAUCACACACGCCUAGAGAUAGUUGUCUACGGACCUGGAUACCAGAAUGUUUAGGUCACGGGUUUACGGUCUCCCCAGCGGCCUCACGCGUCAAAAGGGUUCAUGGCCACAAGGGAUGACUUGCUACAGUUUCAAACGGUUGACAAAACCAGGGUUGAUGUCAAAGGUCAAUCAAACAGGCAGCAUCAGACUUUUCUGGCCCCUUCUUGAUUGGAAUACAAAAUACAUUGGCCUGUCAAGAAGUCGAGAAGGAACAAGGGGGUGUGUGCACGGGAGAAUGAACGUUGUCAAGGUAUAUUCUUUGUACAUAGUAACACUGUGAUGAUACCUUCAAUGGCUUACUGUUUCCUUAUCUGCCC
Exophiala oligosperma is the source of this 2537-nucleotide messenger RNA. RefSeq lists its product as uncharacterized. The transcript has a single exon. Gene Ontology annotation, molecular function: mannosyl-oligosaccharide 1,2-alpha-mannosidase activity; calcium ion binding. The record is from RefSeq and is a predicted model, not a curated record. Gene Ontology annotation, biological process: N-glycan processing; carbohydrate metabolic process. NCBI's taxonomy places the organism in Eukaryota, Fungi, Ascomycota, Eurotiomycetes, Chaetothyriales, Herpotrichiellaceae. Gene Ontology annotation, cellular component: endoplasmic reticulum; Golgi membrane. The coding region runs from base 205 to 2016 and encodes 603 amino acids.